GGGCUUCAGUUGGGCGCCCACAACAUCUCAUCAUCUUAAAAAAAUUUCAACACAUUGCUUUUGAACCGUUUAAAUCAAUAAACAACAUCUCUUUCUUUCAUACUUUCUCUCUCAUCUUCUCCCCAAUCUCCGAUUCGCCGGUAACCACCGUGCACCACCGUCGCAACGGCGGCGAUUCACCGAACAAUGUCAACUUCGUUAAUCUCAACGCCAUUUUCUCUCCCAACAAAAACCCACCUCCAAUCUCAACAAUCUCAAGCAUUUAAUACUCUAAAAUCUCCAAUUUUUCUCUCUAAUUUCACUCCUAAACCACUUUCUCUCUCCUCCAGAAAACUCCCGCCUCUUUCCGCCAUGGCAAUCGAGAAAGAAACCCCAGAAAACGAAGCCCCACCCACAUUUCUCCGGGACCCAUCCACGUCAUCGGACAGUGUACGAGGAAGGUUCGAGAAGAUGAUAAGGGAUGCACAAGACAAGGUUUGCGAGGCGAUUGAGGCUGCAGAUGGUGGCGGGAAGUUUAAGGAAGAUGUUUGGUCGAGACCAGGUGGUGGUGGUGGGAUAAGCAGGGUUUUACAAGACGGCGUCGUUUGGGAGAAAGCUGGUGUUAAUGUUUCGGUUGUUUAUGGUGUUAUGCCGCCUGAUGCUUAUCGUGCUGCUAAAGCUGAUGGUGGGUCUCAUAAACCUGGUCCUAUCCCUUUCUUUGCUGCUGGAAUUAGCUCGGUUAUGCAUCCGAAGAAUCCGUUUGCUCCAACUUUGCAUUUCAAUUAUAGGUACUUUGAGACUGAUGCUCCCAAAGAUGUUCCUGGAGCACCUCGACAAUGGUGGUUUGGUGGUGGUACUGACUUUACUCCUGCCUACAUUUUUGAGGAAGAUGUUAAGCACUUCCAUCAGGUCCAAAAAGAUGCUUGUGAUAAAUUUGAUCCUAGCUUCUAUCCACGUUUCAAGAAAUGGUGUGAUGAUUACUUUUACAUCAAGCACCGAGGUGAACGGAGAGGGCUUGGUGGAAUCUUUUUUGACGAUCUAAAUGACUAUGAUCAAGAGAUGCUUCUUUCUUUUGCCACUGAAUGUGCAAACUCUGUGAUACCUGCAUAUCUACCCAUCAUAGAGAAAAGGAAAGAUACACCUUUCACUGAUAAAAACAAGGAAUGGCAGCAGUUACGACGGGGACGUUAUGUAGAGUUCAAUUUGGUCUAUGAUAGAGGAACAACAUUCGGUCUGAAAACUGGUGGUCGUAUAGAGAGCAUUCUGGUCUCACUUCCUCUGACUGCUCGAUGGGAAUAUGACCAUAAGCCAGAAGAAGGCAGUGAAGAGUGGAAAUUGUUGGAUGCUUGCAUCAAUCCUAAAGAGUGGUUGUGAUCGUGAGUUCGUGACAAUGCCUUUGUAGAAUCGGCCUGACAACUUUUUUCUAUCCCUGCCUUUGAGUGAGACUGCUUGAAGUUGUAGCGACAAUAGCUUGUAUUUAGCCCUUUUUGAAGGUUCAUGUGUUCAAUUGUAGAUUAAUUCUGAGAAUCAUCCGCUCAAUUGUUGAUGUAGUAACCUACUAUGAAUGUAAUCAGGUUAAAGUUGUAAAAGAACUUUGUUCUCUCUUAUUACUUUAAUAAGUGUGCCUACUAUGAAGUAUGAAGCACUAGUAUUGUCAAAUUACUCAAUAGGGUUUGGUCAAGCUUAAUCAAGGUUUCAACCCAAGUCAUCCUCUUAAAUGGGCAUCGAUGAUGGCCCAACUUUAGAUAAACUAGAGGGCAAACAUUCUAGUUACUUGUAUUAUUAUACUUCUAAGUACUGCUAAUAGGCUUGUAGUUGGUUUGUAUAAAUAAGCUCAAAUGUUUAGUUGUCUAAAA
Molecule: messenger RNA, 1835 nt
Organism: Chenopodium quinoa (quinoa)
Lineage: Eukaryota; Viridiplantae; Streptophyta; Magnoliopsida; Caryophyllales; Amaranthaceae
Product: oxygen-dependent coproporphyrinogen-III oxidase, chloroplastic-like
Exons: 8
Coding region: 187-1353 (388 amino acids)
Cellular component (GO): cytoplasm; chloroplast stroma
Molecular function (GO): coproporphyrinogen oxidase activity
Source: RefSeq, a predicted model, not a curated record